Arachis ipaensis is the source of this 2154-nucleotide messenger RNA. NCBI's taxonomy places the organism in Eukaryota, Viridiplantae, Streptophyta, Magnoliopsida, Fabales, Fabaceae. The record is from RefSeq and is a predicted model, not a curated record.
AUGAUAACCCAAAGAGGAGUGGAAGUUAACCCGGAGAAAUGCGAGGCAAUCUUGCGGAUGAACAGCCCGAGGUGUGUAAAGGAUGUGCAGAGACUGGCGGGAAAGCUCACCGCACUAUCCCACUUUCUCGGCGCAUCGGCUGCCAAAGCCUUGCCAUUCUUCAACUUGAUGAAAAAAGGGAUAGUGUUCGAAUGGACCCCGGCUUACGAGGAAGCUUUCAAUCACUUCAAGAGCAUCAUCUCGGCACCCCCUGUACGCGGUAAGCCCCGAAAUGGAGAGGUGCUAUUCUUGUAUUUGGCAGUAACUGAUGAAACUUUGGCAACCGUCCUGGUACGAGAAGAAGGGAAGAUUCAGCAAUUGGUCUACUUUGUGAGCAAGGCGCUACAGGGGGCAGAACUGAGAUACAGCAAGUUAGAAAAGCUAGCAUACGCGCUCCUGACCUCCUCUCGUAGGUUGCGACAGUACUUCCAAAGACACCAGAUAAUCGUCAGAACGGACCAAGCGAUCCGCCAAGUGCUGCAAAAGCCCGACCUGGCGGGCAGGAUGAUGACCUGGGCAAUCGAACUGUCUGAGUAUGACUUGCAGUACGAGCCCAGACAUGCAAUCAAGGCCCAAGCAAUGGCUGAUUUUCUGGUCGAAGUGACGGGAAGUACUCCCGAGACACCGAACACAAGGUGGAAGCUCCACGUGGACGGAGUCUCCAAUCAAACGUUCGGGGGAGCAGGAAUUAUUCUGGAAAGCCCAACAAGAGUCGUGUAUGAGCAAUCGAUCAAGUUCGACUUUUCGGUGUCCAACAAUCAAGCAGAAUACGAGGCCCUUCUUGGCGGCCUGCAAUUGGCGAGGGACGUUGGGGCAAGCAGACUAGAGGUUAAUGGAACGUAUCAAGACAGGGACUCACUGCUGCAAAAAUACUUGGAGAGGGUCAAGAAGCUAAAUGAGGAGUUUGAUGAGGUCACGGUACAGCACGUUCCGAGGGAGAGGAACACACGAGCUGAUCUCCUAUCAAAACUGGCGAGCACAAAGCUAGGAACGGGCAACCAAUCUCUCAUACAAGGUUUGGUAAAAGAACCAACAGUGACCUUGCAUUUAACCCAAGCAGACCCCUCGUGGAUAGACCCGAUCACUGAUUUCCUAGAAAGCGGUAAACUCCCUAAUGACGAAAAGAUAGCAAAUGCAUUAAGAAGAGAAGUGGCCAAGUAUACAAUAAUACAAGGCCAGCUGUUUAAUAAAGGGCUCAACCAACCCCUAUUAAAGUGCCUACGCCCCGAUCAAACAAACUACGUGUUAAGCGAAGUCCAUGAAGGGUGUUGCGGCCAUCACAUCGGAGGGAAGGCCUUAGCACAAAAACUCGUCAGAGCCGGUUACUACUGGCCCUCAAUGAUGGCGGAUUCCAAAGAGUUCAUGAAGGGAUGCAAAAGAUGCCAGGAGAACGCCAACUUUCACAAAGCAUCAGCAGCUGAACUAAGCCUGCUGAUUGCCUCCCGACCAUUCUCACAAUGGGGAGUCGACCUGUUAGGACCUUUCUCGGUUGGACCUGGACAUGUCAAGUACCUAAUUGUCGCCAUCGACUAUUAUACCAAAUGGGUAGAGGCCGAGCCCUUGGCAAGCAUAUCUUUGGCUAAUUGUCGGAGGUUUGUGUGGAGACAAGUAAUAGCCAGAUUUGGAAUCCCAGAGGUCGUCGUCUCGGACAAUGGGACACAGUUUGCCGACAAGAAAUUCGGAGAAUUCCUUGCCGGCUUAGGCAUAAAGCAAAAGUUCUCGUCUAUUGAGCACUCCCAGACCAACGACCAAGUCGAAGCAGCAAACAAGGUCAUCCUACAAGGCCUCAAAAAGCGACUUGACCGAAAGAAGGGAGCAUGGGCAGAGGAGCUAGCCUCAGUCCUCUGGUCCUAUCGCACAACUCAACAGUCAUCUAUAGGGGAGACGCCCUUCCGGCUCACCUAUAGGGUGGACGCGGUAAUUCCUGUGGAGAUAGGAGAACCGAGCCCGCGACUACUUCUGGGAGGAGUUGAAGAAGCCGUAGAAAAGGACUUGGUGGAUGAAACUAGAGAGAUGGCCCACUUGUCGGAGACAGCAUUGAAGCAGAGGAUGGCUCUGCGUUACAAUGCCAAAGUCCUCAAAAGAGAUUUUGAGCCGAGCGACCUAGUCUUAUGA